UAUUGUUGGGUGAUAAUUUGUGUGUCCAGGGUCUUGGGAGCAGGAAGGCAGCUGGCAAAGCUCAUGGAAUUACAGUCGCUGAAUGAUCUUGGCUAUCCAAAGAGAUACAUUAGAACUCUACAGGUACUCUUUAGCUGCUUUCAUAACUCUUAUUUUUUGUAUUUGAAGUCUUAUGAAGUCCUAAUAGUGAGCCAUUGUGAGUGGCAGAUAUCUGAAGUUGUCAAGAGCAUGAAGGAUCUGAUGAACUUCACUGGCGAUCACAAACUCGGCCCUAUUGAGGGGUUGAAACGUCUUUUGGAGCAGACGGCGACAGCAAAGCUCCAGAUACAGAGAAUGCAAGAGAUGGAGCAGUUGGGGAAUAGUGGAGCGAUGAAUGGGUCAUCUCAAGCUCAGAUGGCGUUGACUUCAGGAACAAUGAACGGCCUUACUGGAAACAACAACAACAACAGCUCCAACAAUCAAACUGUUGGUCGAGUUCCAAGUCGCAACAACAGUUUCACAGCAGCCUCAAAUAACAAUCUUCAUUUGUCAAAAGAUGUAUCAGUCACAGAGCUAUCUCACGGUUUCUCAGAUGACUGUUUCUUCAACAACAGUGAUAUUUAUGGUAGCUUGUAAAUAUCCGAACAGAACAGAGGCACUUCUUCUUUGACUUAACACACACUAAGAGUUUUUAGGACCCUUUUUCUUUCUUAUUUAGGUAGGUUUGGUCUUUGUAUAGAAAUCAAAGAGACAUGAGACAAAAAAAAAAAAAGAAAAAUGUUAUUUGUUGUAACUUGUAACUUAUAUAGGCAUUGAUGAAAUUAUAAACUAUGGUUUUUGCAACCACUUUCAAGGUAACUCUUCUCACGAUUUUAAAUCUGUCUUCUUAGAAUCUAUUUGAUUUGACUCUAUAUAAGUGGGAUCACCACCCCAUCAGCAUGUUGCCAUUAGAACUACAUAUAUCUUCUAAACAAUUUCCUAACUGUUCUAAAGUAACUAGAAAAAAUAUUCUUUAACCAGAAAGAAUUUUAUUCGAUGUGUAGGAUACUUAUCCACAAGUUUUUUUUUUCUAUCCACGAGUUUUCAUAACUCAAUCAUGAAUAAUGGAAUCAUCAAAGAUGAAAUCUGUCUGUAACUCACUAUAGACUCGUAAACAAAGAGAAGAUAUAUAUGAUCAAUAUAUAUAUAUAUAUCCAACAACAAGAAGAAAGAAAAGGAUUGAAUAGAGGACUUCACAAACAUUUGGCGAUCUCAUAUGUGUUGAUGUCAACUUAUUAACAAUCUGUUUGUUAAAACAGGUUUGUAAGUUACUCAUAUCAUUACGGUUGGAAAUGGUAUUUACAUUUUAAUAACACACUGCCUUUAGUACAGUAGUACAUGAUUAUGUCAUCACCAUAUUCAAAAGGUUAAUGGUCUGAUGCCGGAUCAGAAGAUUAAUGGUGUGUUCUUCUCAUAUGACAGUAUGAGACACAACAUCAUCUUUAUAUAUGUGUUUGCUUUUGAUUAGUUUAUUGGUUCGUGAUAAUAUUCUCAACAACCUCAAACUAUCAUAUGAGCAGUGAAGAUGAUGCGAAACAUACGACAUUUGGUUUAUCUUUUUUCUUAGGUCGUAGUACAUUAAUUAUUAUGUUUCAGUUAAGAUUGAAUUGCGUGAUCAUUAUUCUUGGGAAAUAUAUCUAUUACUAUAAUUCUUAGUUACUAGUGUGUGUGAAAUUGUUUAGUUUAUACUGUAUCCGUUAAUGCUAAUGUUUGACGGUAAACUUUAUUCCAUAAUGAUUAUUUGGAGUAAAAUACUUUAUAAGUGUAAAAAAAUAUUCUGUUUGGAUUUUGGAAUGGGUUAAUUUGUGAAAUAACCAAUUUUGGAAAUAAAAUUAAGACUAUAUUAUUGAUUUUGACAUAAUUAGAUUUUAUAGUACUUUUUCUGACAACAAAGUAGUAAUAUAAAACCUAUCAGGAGCUCAAGCUGGAGUCAAAGAUCUAACAUAGUACACAGUUGAAGGGGAGUUUUGAGCAUCUCGUGUAAGUUUGUCCGCCAUUAUAUUUUUUUAUUCUGGAAAUAUGUUGGAGUGAGAAAUAAGACACAAGCUCUUUACAUCGUUUUGUUGUAUUUCCUUCAAAAGGGGCGGGAAAGCUGGCCAUUUAGUCGGUGUAGAAAACAUCUUUACCUAUUGAAAACAGUCUGUUGCAAACAUCACCUCAGUGAACUGUAGAAUCUUCAUGCAAUCAAUACCUCAUAUCAAAGCUUCACAUUCAACAUGGAAAGAUGAUAGGCUUUGAGGGAUUGUCAUUAUGAUCUUACUAGAUGUCUCCCAUGUAAAAGAAAACAAUCCUUGACCUGAAAAUUCAGCUCUCGGUUUCACUGUGGUUUCUCCUUUGUGGCAAGUGUUUGAUUGAGUUUGAUAUACCCUCUUGUUAGAUGCCUUGCUUGUAGUCCCUACUUAGUUUAGAUUGAGUUGUGUUUAGCUUCAAUAUUGCAUCUUUUGCUCCAUGUUUCUAUGUUGUUCUGACACAAGAAAAUUGGUAAUAAAAUUUAACAUUUUUA
Messenger RNA from Brassica rapa (field mustard), 2521 nucleotides. Its product is annotated as probable transcriptional regulator SLK1. The record is from RefSeq and is a predicted model, not a curated record. Lineage: Eukaryota; Viridiplantae; Streptophyta; Magnoliopsida; Brassicales; Brassicaceae.